Molecule: messenger RNA, 1426 nt
Organism: Cucumis melo (muskmelon)
Lineage: Eukaryota; Viridiplantae; Streptophyta; Magnoliopsida; Cucurbitales; Cucurbitaceae
Product: WAT1-related protein At5g40230-like
Exons: 7
Coding region: 127-1215 (362 amino acids)
Cellular component (GO): plasma membrane
Molecular function (GO): transmembrane transporter activity
Source: RefSeq, a predicted model, not a curated record
UUCAUAAUUCCCAACUAACCCCAUCUCUCUCCUCCUUUCACAAAUUCAACUCCGAAACACACACAAAACUAUUUCAUUACAUCUCCAAUCUCCAUUUUCAUCGCCCCACCCACUUAACAAAAUCCAAUGGACCGCAGUUUUCUUUACAAGGAAUUCGCCCCACUCGCCGGAAUGAUUGCCGCCGAGUGCGCGACCGUCGGCUCAAACACCGUCUACAAAGCCAUUUCCGGCCACCAAAUCAGCUUCUAUGUCUUCACCUUCUACACUUGUCUCGCUGCCGCUCUCAUCCUUCUUCCUUUCGCCUUAAUCUUCCGCAGAUCUGGAGUUUUUCCGUCCGAGAAGUUGUCGUUCUUGUUAAGAUUGAUUAGCUUAUCAGCGAUGGGAGUUGGAUGUCAACUAUUUUCGUAUAAAGGAUUGGAGUAUAGUUCGCCAACGCUUGCUUCCGCCAUUAGUAAUCUAAUUCCAGCUCUUACUUUCAUCUUGGCCGUUCUCUUCGGGAUGGAGAAAGUAGCUUUGAGAAGCUCAAGCAGCAUAGCCAAGAUCGUUGGCUCAACGGUCUCCAUAACAGGUGCACUUGUAGUGGUUCUUUAUAAAGGUCCAAUCAUUCUACCAAACCUAUUUUCUAGUCCAACAAGAUUGAAUCUUCCUCCUCCUCCCUUGGGCUCUUCCCAACCAAAUUGGAUUUUGGGUGGCCUCUGCUUUUUUGUUCAGUACCUUCUCAACUCUUUCUGGUACAUUGUUCUGACCCAAACAUUGAAUAUGUAUCCAGAUGAACUAGUUGUGGUGUGUUUAUUCUAUGUUUUCGAGGUUAUAAUAGCUGCACCAAUAUGCCUAUUAGCAGAAAGAAACAUGAGUGCUUGGAAGCUGAAAAAUAGUAUGGAAGUGGUUGCUGUUUUAAACUCGGGAUGUGUAGGUCAAUCCUUUGUCUCUGCAAUCCAUACAUGGGGUGUACAUGUGAAAGGGCCUGUUUAUGUAUCAAGUUUCAGGCCACUCUCAAUAGCCAUUGCUGCUGCUACAGGUGUUAUUUUCCUUGGGGAUGAUCUUCAUCUUGGAAGUAUAAUUGGAGCAACGAUAAUAGCAAGUGGGUUUUACUCUAUAAUGUGGGGGAAAAUUAAAGAAGAGGACUUGAAGGGACAGGAUGAUUUCUCAAACUUGGAAUCUUCAUCCAAAGAUAAAGUUCCAUUGUUGAAAAGCUGUAAAGUUCAAGCUGACUAACCCAUUUUUGUGAAUAUAAAUGAAAACACUACUGUAAGUUUUUCAAUUUUUGGUUCUUUUGGGAAUUGAAUCAUCAUGUAUUCAAUUGUAGAUAGCAUAGGCAUUCAACCAAUAUUCUGUCAUGUAGAGUAAGUUUUGUGUAUAUUAUUGUUUCUUAUAAGUUUAAAGAAAGCCAUUCCAUAUCAGUAGUAUAUUUAUUUUAAAUUUUCAA